Electrophorus electricus (electric eel) is the source of this 1030-nucleotide messenger RNA. RefSeq names its product zinc finger protein 593 (gene znf593). Gene Ontology annotation, molecular function: zinc ion binding; nucleic acid binding. Lineage: Eukaryota; Metazoa; Chordata; Actinopteri; Gymnotiformes; Gymnotidae. The record is from RefSeq and is a predicted model, not a curated record.
GAAGCACGUUGGACUUUCACGGAUCGAGGCGUGUAAAAAUGUGGAUGUAAAAUGUUUCACGUUGUUCUGCUCCAUCACGCCGCUUAGACGAUGGAGUGAGUGGUGGCGAAGCGGCUCGCGAGGGGAUAUGGGACCCUGCAGCUGCUGCUAGCGCAGUCAUAUUCUCAUAAAUAUUCUCAUAUGCGUUCUCAUAUAUCUCGUAAUCUGUUGCCGCUGUUAGCUGCACUUGGCAGAGCAAACGUGCCUAACAUUCACGAUCACCGUGCGCGCGUGUGUUGCUAGGUCAUGGGUAAGUCCAAACAGGUCGGGAACCACAAAAGUGAUAAAAAGAAAAACAUUGCAAAGACGUGGAAGACGAAGCGGAGGACGAAGGACUUGGACCAGAUCCACGCGGACAUGCUUCCGGCCAACGCUGCGAAGCUGCUGCAGCAGGAGGUGGACUAUGACGUCACGGGCUGCGCGCAGCACUACUGUUUACACUGCGCGCGAUACUUUGUUAAUCUGAAAACCCUGAAGGAGCACUUCAAGACGAAGGUCCAUAAAAAGCGGCUGAAGCAGUUGAGGGAGGAGCCGUACACGCAGGCGGAGGCGGAGCGAGCAGCGGGCAUGGGCUCCUACGUCCCGCCCCGAUCCGUGGAGGUGCACACCCAGCAGGUGGAGGAGCACAUGGACAGCACGGAGGCCCCGGCGUAACCCCGCCACUGACACACAGAUGCAUCGCUGCUUUUGGCUUGCCACUUCCAGAAGAACAAAUGCAUACCAGUCCUGCGGGGCAUUCUGGGAAAGCAACCCCUUGUUUUGUGGACUUGAUGAUUUUGUUGCGUGCUUGACAGAAAGUGGCGCGUCUCGCUUUAGGCCGAGGUGCUGGUGUUUCCCUGGAAACAGGCCAGCAGCUUUGGGCUGCUCACACCUCUCCAGGAUAAACUGAUGUGGGCUUUAUUCUGCCUGGCAGGAUUUGCUUGGCAGGACUGAAUGAACACACAUGGCUACAUAUGUAAAUAAAAAUUAAAGAACUGUUUAAUCAGUGUUG